Messenger RNA from Gongylonema pulchrum, 585 nucleotides. The record is from the annotation of a GenBank genome assembly. NCBI's taxonomy places the organism in Eukaryota, Metazoa, Nematoda, Chromadorea, Rhabditida, Gongylonematidae.
AUGGUCAACAAUUUUUUGCGCCGCUCGGUGUUUCCACAUGCGCACGGGACGACAACGACGACGGGCUCGCUUUUCUCCGCUGCCCCCUCCCUGCUCGCUUUCCUGAUAGCUGCUACAUUUCAUCGCAUCGAAGCCGACGCCACCGUCGAUGAUCACAUUCCCAUCCAAGCCAGUUCCCUCAGUUUUUUUCCUUGUUUUUUGGGAUUCUGUGCGGCCGUCCGGUUAUCAAGAUUGGGGAAUUGUGCUGAAAAUAUUUCUAUUGAUGAGCUGAAAAUAUUUCUAUCCCGACUGCUGAACGAGCUGGCCGUCCGUCCGGGCGGGCAUGGUUGCACUGAUAGUGGUGGAACACGUCGAAUAAUGGGCCACGAUCCGGCUAGCUGCGCUUCUCGCUCUCCCAAGCACAUUUCACGCGCUGACAUCAGCUCAUCCGCACAACUCAAGCACCAGGAGCAGGAGCAGCAGCGUGUGGAUGAGACGGGCGAGAGCAAGGCGGACGGUGGCAGGGGACACAGGAAGGAGACAGCAGCACGAGGCACAGUGACACAUUCGCUUUCUCCCGUUAUCGGUGUCGUCGUCCACGAAUAA